Ogataea haglerorum is the source of this 3567-nucleotide messenger RNA. RefSeq lists its product as uncharacterized. The transcript has a single exon. Lineage: Eukaryota; Fungi; Ascomycota; Pichiomycetes; Pichiales; Pichiaceae. The record is from RefSeq and is a predicted model, not a curated record. The coding region runs from base 1 to 3567 and encodes 1188 amino acids. Gene Ontology annotation, cellular component: nucleus. Gene Ontology annotation, molecular function: protein binding.
AUGAAUGAGAGCGUGGGGAAGAAGUGCGGGCCAUUCUUCCUCGAGCGUACGAUAGCCGGGUCUGAGGCAGUCAUUGCUUAUUUCUCUGACUUCCGAGUCCGCGUAAUGGUUUAUGAUUCACGAUACAAAGAUCUGAAUCCCUUGAACACCAGAUCCAAGCGCAUCUUGACGAGUGCUACAUGGCAGGACCUUUUAGAACCAUCAGAUUCCAUGGACAUGUUCAGCAGCGAGCCAGAUUACAUUAACGAAGUGUGGCAAAGCAAAGCAAAGGCACCGGAGGCAAGCAGUCUUGCCGGGCCUGGCGAAGAGCGCACCAUGUACGUGAAUAUUGCGAUCAGAAACACUUCGUUUUCUAUCAAUAACAAGAAUAAGGUCUUUUUCGAGUCGAGUGUGUGGAGCUGCGCGGUAGUACCUGGCUGCAGGGAGUCUUGGUUCGAAGAUUCUCUGCUUGUAUGUCUGGAAAAUGGGACGAUCCUACUGUUGCGCGUAAUUGUUUCUGAAGGACAUUUCGAGCCAAUUGUUAUUCAGAGACUUCGAACAAGCAGUUUGGGGUCCUGUGACAAGACGGGCAUGAUUGGUUACAAAGUGACAGUGUACAAAACAGGUAAGGUGGUGGCCAUUGCUGCCUUCUCCAAGGUGAUACGAAUAAUGCGCAUAGAAUACGACUCGCGCGGUGUUCCGUCUUUUGGCUCGUCGCAAAACAUGAUCAUUGGAGGAGCUCUUGUGGAAACAUUGUUUAUGGAGCCACUGGAGCCGGUGGACAAGGAAUACAUGAUACUAGUUAACUUGAUUUCAACAGACGAAAAUAUUAUGAGAUUGGAAUACAACGAGUUUUACCAAUACGAUAAUCCUUUGAAUAGCAUCAAGACUCAUCCGAUGUUGCUGUGGAACUUAGAGGAGGUCCCAUACUUCUUAAUUUCCACAAAGAACACACAAUGCCUUCUGCAAGUUCAGGAAACCAAGUGCAUUGUCCAUGGUGUACAUUAUAUGCUUUCACGGGACGAAGCAGAUGUUACUGAACAGGCACUUCCUAUGAUCGGUGGAAAAUACAUUAAACCGAACUCUUACUAUAUUCCCCAGUAUCCGAUAACGUGCUUUCCAUGCGACGACUACGAGGAAGAAAUUUACGACCAGAUCCUUCUGUCGACUGACGUCUCUCUUUGGCUAGUGGAAAUAUUUGGAUCUUCGCGCAGACGAGAACGCAGAAUUCGUUUUAGUGAAAUGUUUGUUCAGCCGUCUGUGUUCAGUCAUUUCGCCCUGGAGGAGGUUGCAGAGAAAAAGUACUCUCUGACAUAUUUCAACGAGCGAGGAUCGGCUGAAUAUAAAAUCAUAAGCCUUGUUCCGCGUUCAAAUGGCUCUGCGUUUAAGAUGAAGGUGAUUGAGGACAGGGGAAGUCUAAUGAACUGGUUUCCGACCUUCGAUUUCAAGGUGGUACCGGCACAGCGAUCUAAGUUAGUCAACGCAACAUCCAGCGAGGAAUUAUGGUGCGUUGGCCGAUGCGAGUCCCGUGGCGCCUUAUUUAGUAUGCACAAGGGCUACAGAGCUGAAAAAUCAAUUCCUGAAACUGGAUAUAAGGAUGUGACCCAAAUUUAUGGAUUCGAUCUUAGCGGCCAGCCACAUUUUGUACUCUCCGGCUUUCAAGAGUCAAGGGUAAUUGCUUUCAUUACUGAAGGCGACUCGGGGGAUAUUACAGAACUGUCUCAAUUUAGGACCAGCCAGCGCACUAUUUAUUUUGGGAUGCUUCCAGAGGGCAGGUUCAUUCAGAUAUUCGAACAUGGCUGGAGGAUUGGCACAUUUCAAUCGAGCGACUUCUUGACCACCUAUGUUCACGAAAGAAUAAUUCUGAGUGCGGUCUGGGAGGACAUAGUAGUGUUGGCAUACGAAUACGGUCAAGAAAUGAUCCAGGUUAACAUCGAAGCAGUUACUGUGUCCGAAAAGCCUCUGACUGUAAGCCCAGGUAUCAUUGGGAUCCAGCCGUCGAUGAUGAAGUUCAUCACUAGACACAAACAACCAUACUUGGCAAUAGGAACCUACUCCAAUAAAGUCCACUUCUAUCGUCUUGAAGACCAUCGGCUCCUGCUCGCUGACACACUUGACCUUUCGGGUCAUAUCAACGAUUUCGUGACUCCACACGAUAUAGUGUACACUAAACACCACUGCCUCAUGACAUCGAAAGAUGGAAGUCUUUUGCUAUACAAGGAUGAGAAACUGCUUUCAUUACUGAAAAUCGGCGAGACACCAGCUAGUAUUCUCCAACAAAGCGAAAGCGAAUUUUUCAUUGUCACUAAAACUUUGUGGAAGCUUGACUUGACUAAAUCGUGCUACCCAGAGAGAAUAUGGGUUGCAGAGACCAUUGAUAGAGGAUGUCACGCGGCAGUGCUUGUUCCAAUGGCACAUGACGAUCUGCUUCCGCAAUACGAAGAGGAUCAGCUUCUUGCUAUUCGCGAUGACGGUCUCUGCAGUCUGUUUGUGUCACGCACAAUCGACUGGAGCAUUAAAAAAAUCAAGCUCGGCUCUACGCCUUUGAAAAUGAUAUACUACGGGUACCACAACGUCUUUGUCGUACUGGUAGGUGGCCCUGAAAAGCUACUUUUCGUUGAUCACAAAACCAAAAGAGUGGUUGCAACAGAGCAGGAAGAACAAGUCUUUGCUGAACACGAGCAGCCCUUAUCAAUAUCCGAAUGGCAUGUGAAGUCUCGUAGAGUGGAAGAAUACACACAUAAACACCUACUUGUUGGAUGCGUCGACAAAAGAGACGGGUCAGGACUUGUCAAAAUCAUUGAACUCAAAAAAGACAGAGAUACGGUCUUACUAAAGGUACUGUACUCGUGGACCCAAUCCGCCCCGGUCGCCGCAGUAGCACAGCUUCCAGACUCCGUUAUUAUUUAUUCUGAUCGCAAUUCGGUGCGUCUUCGGAAAUACAAGCCUUUGGAAAGUAAGCUCAGUGAUACCUUUGGCCAACAGUCAUUUCCAUCCGAGGUCAAAGAAAUUAAUUGCGUUGGUAACCACGUCGCUGUGGUGACCGCUAAAGACUCGGUGUACACUUUUCAUUACCUUAAAGAGUCGAAUGGAUCCCUUUCGCCUCAUCUUAGUGAUCCUGUCAGUCGCGAUCUCAUGGGCCACUGCAUUAUAAAAGAUCAUUUUAUCAUUGCUGCAGACAGGCAGCAGCAGACAAUCUUGGUGAUUCCAAAUAACACGGACUAUUAUGCUAGCCUUACAACACAGGAAGUUUAUGAAUGGAAAACACCAUUUAUUCCCCGGCUGUAUCAGUGCGAGUUCGAGCCCUUAUGGAGGGUCUCCCAAAAUGGUACAAAAUUCCUGGCCAUGGGACUCAAUGGAGAAAUCCGCAUGUACUCCGAAAUUACGAGAGGAACCUUCGAAAAAAUACUCGAACUCAAGGCCCAACAAGCACAGAAGAAUAAAGAGCGAUCACCAUUGCUAUUGAGCGACAUUGCAUCUCUAUGCCCAGAAGAUUCUCCAAUUGUCAAUGUGGACUCGAUUUCCGAUAAAUAUGGAGAGAUAGGCAAUUUCGAGCUGGACACUUUGAUUCAUAGCACCAUAAUAUAA